Molecule: messenger RNA, 3633 nt
Organism: Megalobrama amblycephala (Wuchang bream)
Lineage: Eukaryota; Metazoa; Chordata; Actinopteri; Cypriniformes; Xenocyprididae
Gene: pafah1b1b
Product: platelet-activating factor acetylhydrolase 1b, regulatory subunit 1b
Exons: 11
Coding region: 420-1652 (410 amino acids)
Biological process (GO): nuclear migration; germ cell development; establishment of mitotic spindle orientation
Cellular component (GO): kinetochore; nuclear envelope; neuronal cell body
Molecular function (GO): microtubule plus-end binding; dynein complex binding
Source: RefSeq, a predicted model, not a curated record
UGAUCCUCAAGGCGGGCGCGGCCCCGACUGCACCGUGCGCGUGCCCAUCAUCAGUAGACGGUUAUGCGGUGCAGAAAUCAAGGAGGAGAAACAGCGCUGACUGAGCCGGAAAAUCGGAAGUGACUUUCAGCAGAGACAUAUCUCAUUCGUUUUUAGUUUUUUUACUUGGCUGUGUGAUCUGGCAGAUGAGAAACCGUUCAUAUAAGAAGAUGGCAAGUGGACCAAAUCGGUGUUAGUUCCAGCAGGUCAUCCGUUUUGCCGUAGUCUGGUGUGCCACUGUGGAGGAAGCCUCCAAACCACAAGUGAAGUCGGUGUGAGAUUGUGUCUCAUCCCACAGUUCAUCCUGCUGAGGAGCUGCUCGGGACUGUUCGCCAGCUCCCUACUUGGGGCAGAGACAGCGCCCCUACCCUCCUGCCACAAUGGUGCUGUCACAGAGGCAACGAGAUGAACUAAAUCGAGCGAUAGCAGAUUAUCUGAGAUCUAAUGGCUACGAAGAGGCAUAUUCUGUUUUUAAGAAGGAGGCAGAGUUGGAUAUGAAUGAAGAGUUGGAUAAGAAGUAUGCAGGCCUUUUGGAAAAGAAAUGGACUUCAGUCAUAAGAUUACAAAAAAAGGUUAUGGAGUUGGAGUCUAAACUGAAUGAAGCUAAGGAGGAGAUCACUUUAGGAGGCCCUGUGGCACAGAAACGAGACCCCAAAGAGUGGAUCCCACGCCCGCCUGAGAAGUACGCCCUCAGCGGUCACAGAAGCCCUGUCACACGAGUCAUCUUCCACCCUGUGUUUAGCCUCAUGGUCUCUGCCUCAGAGGACGCCACUAUAAAGGUUUGGGACUAUGAGGCUGGAGAUUUCGAGCGGACCCUGAAGGGUCACACUGAUUCAGUGCAGGACAUCUCCUUUGACCAGACUGGAAAGCUGCUGGCUUCUUGCUCCGCAGACAUGACCAUCAAACUCUGGGACUUCCAGGGCUUUGAGUGCAUCAAGACCAUGCAUGGACAUGAUCACAAUGUGUCGUCAGUUGCCAUCAUGCCCAACGGGGAUCACAUAGUGUCUGCUUCCAGGGAUAAGACCAUGAAAAUGUGGGAAGUGGCCACUGGUUACUGUGUGAAGACAUUCACGGGUCACAGGGAGUGGGUGCGUAUGGUCCGGCCCAAUCAAGACGGCACACUGUUGGCUAGCUGCUCUAAUGACCAGACGGUACGCGUGUGGGUGGUGGCCACCAAAGAGUGCAAGGCGGAGCUGCGGGAGCACGAGCAUGUGGUGGAGUGCAUCUCCUGGGCCCCUGAGAGCGCACACCCUACCAUAUCUGAGGCUACAGGCUCUGAGAACAAGAAGAGUGGAAAGCCUGGGCCAUUCCUGUUAUCUGGAUCCAGAGACAAGACCAUUAAAAUGUGGGACAUAAGUACUGGCAUGUGCCUUAUGACACUGGUAGGCCAUGAUAACUGGGUGCGUGGAGUGCUGUUCCAUCCGGGUGGGAGAUUUGUAGUGAGCUGUGCUGAUGACAAGACCCUUCGUAUCUGGGACUAUAAGAACAAGCGCUGCAUGAAGACCCUGUGUGCCCAUGAACACUUUGUUACCUCUCUGGAUUUCCACAAGACUUCUCCUUACGUGGUGACAGGAAGUGUAGAUCAAACGGUCAAAGUGUGGGAAUGUCGCUGAACACCAUAGGAUCUGCCCCUUCCCUUUCCCCCCAGCACCACCACUUUGGCCACUCCCACACCUGCUCUUCAGGAUGCACUCAUUACUAUGGUUACCACCUCAUCCAGCUCUCUUCUAAUUACUAUUGUCCUUUUAUGUAAAUUACUCUGGAUGUAGUUUGAGCUUAUUAAAUGUUACACAAGACACUCACAAGGAGAAAAAAAAAUUAGUAAAAAGUAAAACAAGUAUUCUUGCAUGGUGAAUCCAAAACUUGUAUACUGUAAAUUUUUUGCUUCUCAUCAUCUAAAGAACCGUAGGGAUGCAGAGCACAGGUGCUGCUCUCGCCUCAAGCGUUUAUCAACAGAAGGCAGAAUGAUGCUGUUUGGGGAAUUCAGGAUACAGGGCACUCAAAACCGUUUCCGUUCUGUUGGACGUUUUUACGUUUUCUUUCCUUUGACGUUUGUCACAUUCUGCUUUACAGAAAAGAAAGACUUAACAUUUAAACUGACUGAAGACGAACAGUUUAACAUGUCUGUUCUGGGGGUCUGCAAUGUAUUUUAACCGUAUGAACGUCUGGAUGCGCAGUUCUCCCCUCUACAAGAUGAUUUGUGUUUGACAUUCGUCACUUUAAGAAGUGCUAAAUAGUAGGAUACGACUUCAGUUCACAUUAUUGAACCAUUCUCAUUCAAAGCUCAUCCAUGAAGUCCUUUUCUAUUUUAAAAACAGGUUUAUUGAAGCAGUUUAGGCAAGUCUGCAUGCUAUCCUGUUGGAUAAGGAGUGCAGAAAACACAAUAAGAGAAGAGGAAUCACUUUAAGGACAUGGAUCAGUAAAGUGCACUUGUCCCUGGAGGCAAUAGUGUUUCACGCAGGGUUUACAUUGUUUUGUUUUGGGGUUUUUUUGUACAGAAAAUAUAAUUCUGACACCCUCCAUUGCCACAUCUUGGUAAUGGAGGACCUUGAUAUACUUUAUUUACUGAUAGAGGGCAAGUGAAGUGCCAUUUUACUCAUUCUUAAUUGCGCACAUUCUCCAUUUUCAGGACUAUGGGACAAAACGCUUCACACAAAUGCAGCUACAUCUCAUUCACAUUCUGAUUUAGCACCUUUCCCAGCUUUCACUCUGACCGCCCACAUUCUGCCUCGCUAUUCUCAAAAAUGACUUCAUUUGUUCAUAGGUUUCAUUAACCCCCCCUCGUGAAACCCUCAACAUCAUUGAUAUAGCGCUUUCAUUGCUUUGUCAUUCUGCUUCUUGCCUGCACCAUUCGCUUGUGCGCAUUUGUAAAGAGUGCAGGAGACGUCGCCCGUACAGGCUUUUUGACGUGCUCCGUGGUACUGCUCAGUCACCAUGUGCCGAUGAGCAAUCUAGUCAGUCUCUUUUGAAUCGGGGAGGUUUUUGGCAUUGCAGAGGAAGAUAUCUGGACCUUGUGGAGUUUGAGGACGACACCUCCAUGGUAGAUCGACGUGCAAUAUCUAUAGGCUGCUCUGUGUUAACUAUUAAGGUGUGUAUGUGUUUUCUAUGAACACAUUUAUAGGAAGAUGGCCUCCUGAUCAGAUUAAUGGGGCAGACAGACAAAGAGUCUGACAGGAGCAAGUUUAAAAUGUUCUCCACUGGCUGCCGUACAUGGCAACAAUUAGCAUCUUAUAAGACUACAUCACUGGUGAGUAGUUUGCUGUGCUUGCUGGUCCGCAGCGUACUGUUUUGAACAGUAGAGUCAUGUAUGCCCAAACACUGCCAUCCCAAAGCUGUGUAUGUAGAAUCUAUGGGUGUGUGUGUGUGUGGGGACGUCACUUCCUGUCUGUGAGCACACAGCGGACUCUGACUCCAGCUAUUCGCUUUCUCUGCCUUGUUAAUGUACUGAGAAUCCCCAAUAUCGAGGACUUCAUUCUGCUUUUUGUGGUCUCACACACACUCAUGCACUCACAUAAAUAAAUAACUGUCCAUCAGUAUAUCUUGAUGUCAUUGUUUGCAACAUAAUUAAAAUAAUAAAAUAUCUGUAAAUAUAAA